Penicillium malachiteum is the source of this 3573-nucleotide messenger RNA. Its product is annotated as ubiquitin-binding serine/threonine protein kinase VPS15. Gene Ontology annotation, biological process: macroautophagy; autophagy of peroxisome; late endosome to vacuole transport. Bases 1 to 3573 code for a protein of 1190 amino acids. The record is from RefSeq and is a predicted model, not a curated record. Lineage: Eukaryota; Fungi; Ascomycota; Eurotiomycetes; Eurotiales; Aspergillaceae. Gene Ontology annotation, cellular component: phosphatidylinositol 3-kinase complex, class III, type II; late endosome; nucleus-vacuole junction. Gene Ontology annotation, molecular function: protein binding; protein serine/threonine kinase activity. The transcript has a single exon.
AUGAUUCUGUUGGCGGACCGAACAGAUUCUGUCAAGGUUGCGGCCAUUCGCACCUUGACACAGUUAUUAGAGAUGGUCCAAGUCGUAUCUCCUGUAAAUGCCUACCUUUUCCCAGAGUACAUCUUCCCUCGUCUUCAGCAUUUCGUCAUCUCUUCAAAAAGCAACCCGAGUGCAAUGGUCCGGGCUGCCUAUGCCUCUUGUAUUGCUUCGUUAGCGCACUCCUCACUGAGAUUCCUAGAUAUGAUCCAGGCUUUGCGUUCAGAUGCCCGCUUAACAACGAUGCUUCCCGUGGGCUUUGAGCCACGGUGGACAGAAGAUGCUACGUAUCACAAUCUCUAUGAUGUUGCUCGAGUUGAUCUUCUGGAAUACUUCGAAGUUCAUACCAAGGCGCUCUUGACUGAUACCGAUGCAUCUGUUCGCCGAGCCUUCUUGGGAUCUGUAUCCAGACUCUGCGUGUUCUUCGGGAAUCUGAAGGCCAAUGAGGUUAUACUCAGUCACCUGAAUACAUACCUCAAUGAUCGAGAUUGGAUUCUAAAAUGCGCUUUCUUCGAAACCGUGGUCGGCGUUGCUGCAUACGUGGGAAGCACAAGCGUGGAGCAGUACAUCUUGCCCCUGAUGAUACCAUCAAUGACCGAGCCUGAGGAAUUUGUGGUGGAAAGGGUGAUUCGAUGCCUAGCGGCUAUGGCGGAUUUCGGGCUGUUCCAGAGAUCUACCACGUGGGAUCUGCUCCAUAUCACUAUCGGGUUUUUAGCUCACCCUAGUGUCUGGAUUCGGGAGGCGACGGUGGAUCUCGUGGUUAAAUCAACCAAGUUCUUAUCUAUGGCUGACAUUUACUCCAUUCUAACACCUCUCAUUCGGCCUUUCCUCAGGGUCAAAAUCGUGGGGUUUUCGAAAGUUGAAGUUCUCAGUGCACUUAAACGACCCAUGUCGAAGAGUCUCUACGACCUGGCUUUUCUUUGGGCUGAAGAAAGCUACCAGGCAGAGAAAAAACCCCUAGAAAGCAACCAGCCAGAAAAAGGGAUCUUCUGGCCAUCUGCAGAUCGUGACGGUGCAUUCAGCCUGUCCGAACCCGGUAUACACCAUUUGAGGCCCGGGCGCUCUUUCUCUCUUGGUUCUCAGUUGAAAAAUGAGAAAGAUGAGCAGUGGCUAGUCAGGAUGCGAAAUAUGGGCAUGGGCAUGGGCUCCGAUGAUGAGGUCAAACUUGUUGCCCUCAAGGGUUAUAUCUGGAGAUUGACGCUAAGGAAAGGAGUAAAAGAUAAAAGCCCUCGCCCCACUCCGCCGUCGAACAACAUCAUCAGUUUGAGUGAGAAAGAAAUUACACCUCAAAAUGUUUUCUUUAAUGACAGGCCGCAAAACAUCUCCCGAGAUCAAAACGAAAGCCACAAGCCAGCUGGGUUGAAACCAAGAACAAUUGCUGAUGCGUUACUCGACGCUUCUACCACCAUCGAGCGGGGAUCAAAUCCUCAUCUCAAUCAUCUUCGGUCAAGAAGUCAGAUUCACAGAGAGACAGAACUGACACGAUUGGGUCGCGCUGGGGAUAUAGGCGUGGACUCUUCUUCGUCUUCCCCGGCAGCUUCAUCCCCUGCAGCUGGUCCUAGCUCUCGACCAUUGUCUCCACCGGUCUCAGAUGGCCAUAAUACUGAUCGACGGCUCAGUUCUGGCCAUGAAAGCUCUUCAACAACGCCCACCAAUACUGACAACCUGUCACUGAAAGGUGGACUUGACAGAGUCCAAAGAAAAUCAAGUGCAAUAAAUCUUCUCGGUCGCAAUGACACCACAAAGGCAUUCGCAGAAACAAGUACAAGUGCCGCGAAUGCAUUUGGUAAAGUGGAUGCCCCAGUUCAAAGAGCAGGUACACCUCAAUCAUCGGCACUCACCCAGGCCUACGAACGAAAACCGGCUUCAGCAACAGCAGCAGCAGCAGCAACGACAACACGUCGGUAUCGUGGCAAUCACUCAUAUGCAGGUGAUGACCCAGUCGUUCUACGAUUGCUGGACAAUGUUUUUGCGGAGAAUUAUCCAACCGACCUAUUUGAUAUGGGACCAUUCGUCAAAGAGCUAGACUCACGACAGCCAAUCCGCAAGGCUAACACACAUGAUCCCAAUAAGAUCUGGAGGCCUGAGGGUAAUCUUGUCGCGACUUUCGGCGAACAUAGCGGGCCAGUGAAUCGAAUUUCCGUACCCCCUGACCACUCUUUCUUCGUCACCGCAUCCGAUGACAGCACAGUCAAAAUUUGGGACACGACUCGUCUUGAGAGAAAUUUGACGCCUCGGUCGCGCCAGACUCAUCGCCAUGCAGCCGGAGCACGAGUGAAGGCAUUGACUUUUGUUGAAGAUACCUAUACAUUCGUAAGCGGAGCCACUGAUGGCAGCAUCCAUGCCGUCCGGGUAGAUUACCAAAAGGUCAACGAAAACGCUCGGUACGGCAAGCUUCAACUCGUCCGUGAGUACCAUUUGCCUGUUACUGUCAAUGGAGCACCUGAGUAUGCCGUCUGGAUGGAACACUUCCGAGAUGAAGGCCAGUCAACCCUCCUUAUUGCCACCAACACAUGUCGAAUUCUCGCGCUGGACAUGAAGACCAUGCUGCCCAUUUUCACAUUGGAAAACCCUGUUCAUCACGGAACCCCAACUACAUUCUGCUGCGAUCGCCGACACACAUGGCUUCUUGUCGGUACAACGCAUGGAGUGUUGGAUUUGUGGGACCUGAGAUUUCGAGUACGGGUCAAAGCCUGGGGUCUCCCAGGCUGGGGCUCGAUCCAACGAAUCUAUUUACAUCCCACGAAGCCACGUGGACGUUGGGUCUGUGUUUCUAGCAGUGGCAGCCACGGAAAUGAAAUUACGGUGUGGGAUAUUGAGAAAUUCCGCUGCCGUGAGGUUUACCAGGCGACACCGCUGAACAAUAAAGAGGAGUCCUCCAAUGGAAACCAUCGUGGCUCCCGAGGUGUCAAUAACAGAUUGCACCGUGCUACUGCCCGAGACUUUGAGGCAUGGCCUGUCGACGAAGACCGACCAGAAGGAAUGCUUACUCGCUUUGCUACUGCCACUCCCGCGGCGGGAGGGUUGCCCACGGGCGAAAUUGGCUCAGCUUCACCACCCAAUGCGCCCUCUGGUGAUCGUCUCGGGACCUGGGCGUUUACAGUGGGUUUGAAUGCCCCUGGUGACGACAAAACUUCUAAUCGGUGCGGAUUCAUUGUCUCUGCGGGGUCUGACAGAAAAAUCCGAUUCUGGGACCUUGCGCAUCCGGAGCUGUCGACGAUUGUCAGUGGAUCGGAGAUGACACCAGAUGGAACUAUUGCUGACAAGCCUAACUACGACAUCUCACAACCUGGCCCGAACUUGACAGUCGUUUCCGAGCAAUUUCCCAGUCCUUCUGGCAACGGAAAUAAUACCCCAGCGAAGGGGUCUAAAAAGGGAACAAAUGCUCGACCUCCCCGCAGCACGGUCAUCAGCCUUCAGCAGCAAAUGUUGCUCAAGAGCCACCUGGAUAUUAUUCAGGAUGUGGUCGUGCUGCGACAGCCUUACGGGAUGAUAGUGAGUGUUGACCGGGCGGGAAUGGUCUACAUCUUCCGGUAG